Gorilla gorilla gorilla (western lowland gorilla) is the source of this 565-nucleotide messenger RNA. It is a transcript of the gene LHB, whose product is annotated as luteinizing hormone subunit beta. Gene Ontology annotation, cellular component: cytoplasm; extracellular region. Gene Ontology annotation, biological process: G protein-coupled receptor signaling pathway. Lineage: Eukaryota; Metazoa; Chordata; Mammalia; Primates; Hominidae. Gene Ontology annotation, molecular function: hormone activity. The transcript has 2 exons. Bases 4 to 477 code for a protein of 157 amino acids. The record is from RefSeq and is a predicted model, not a curated record.
GGGAUGGGAAGGCCAGGGCUCAGGGCUGUGGUCUCAGACCCGGGUGAAGCAGUGUCCUUGCCCCAGGGGCUGUUGCUGUUGCUGCUGCUGAGCAUGGGCGGGGCAUGGGCAUCCAGGGAGCCGCUUCGGCCACGGUGCCGCCCCAUCAAUGCCACCCUGGCUGUCGAGAAGGAGGGCUGCCCCGUGUGCAUCACCGUCAACACCACCAUCUGUGCCGGCUACUGCCCCACCAUGAUGCGCGUGCUGCAGGGUGUCCUGCCGCCCCUGCCUCAGGUGGUGUGCACCUACCGUGAUGUGCGCUUCGAGUCCAUCCAGCUCCCUGGCUGCCCGCGUGGCGUGGACCCCAUGGUCUCCUUCCCUGUGGCUCUCAGCUGUCGCUGUGGACCCUGCCACCGCAGCACCUCUGACUGUGGGGGUCCCAACGACCACCCCUUGACCUGUGACCACCCCCAACUCUCAGGCCUCCUCUUCCUCUAAAGACCCUCCCCCCAGCCUUCCAAGCCCAUCCCGACUCCUGGAGCCCUGACACCCCGAUCCUCCCACAAUAAAGGCUUCUCAAUCCGCA